Messenger RNA from Nanorana parkeri, 1681 nucleotides. It is a transcript of the gene CNMD, whose product is annotated as leukocyte cell derived chemotaxin 1. Gene Ontology annotation, biological process: negative regulation of angiogenesis; negative regulation of endothelial cell proliferation. Lineage: Eukaryota; Metazoa; Chordata; Amphibia; Anura; Dicroglossidae. Bases 67 to 1098 code for a protein of 343 amino acids. The record is from RefSeq and is a predicted model, not a curated record. The transcript is spliced from 8 exons.
UCUCCUGUCCUGCACAGAUCGUUCAGCUGGAGCCGGGGGGGAUCAGAUAGGGACCUGCGCUACACAAUGGCAGAGAGUUCGGAAAAAGUUCCUAUAGCCCUGGCCGGGCCCGAAGAUGUGGAGCAGUGCCUUCCCCCAGCAUACACAGCAGUGACAAUGAAGCCAUCCAACAAUGGCCGUCUACUCCGAAUCGGGGCCGUGGUGCUCAUCUCAGGGGCUCUCCUGCUUCUCUUUGGAGCCAUCGGUGCCUUCUAUUUCUGGAAAGUUAAUGACAAGCACGUUUACAAUGUCCACUACACCAUGAGCAUCAAUGGCAAAAUACAGGAAGGAUCAAUGGAAAUAGAUUCUGGGAACAACCUAGAAACAUUCAAGACCGGUUCUGGUAGUGAUGAAGCCAUCGAAGUACAUGACUUCCAGAUUGGUAUUACCGGAAUUCGUUUUGCUGGAGGAGAAAAAUGCUACAUUAAAGCUCAAGCCAAGGCUCACGUUCCGGAUGUUGACAGCGUGACAAAGGAAAGCCUCUCGUUUGAGUUGGAAGAUGAGGUCAUGCCGGCCAAAUUUGAUGAGAAUUCUCUUAUCUGGGUGGCUGCAGACCAGCCAGUGAAGGAUAACAGCUUUCUGAGCUCGAAGAUCCUGGAACUGUGUGCCGAUCUUCCCAUCUUCUGGCUCCGACCUACAUAUCCCAAAGAGAGUCAAAGAGGUAAAAGAGAUGUUAGAAGAAGAGCGAGACAAGCUCAGAACAUCAACGUGGACCAGUUUGAUGCUGCAGCAGAGGAAGUGAACACAAGACGCCAGGGAAGCCGACGAGCUCAGCCAGCCAAUGAAACACAACCGCCUGCUGAAAGAGAAGUUCCUUUUAACCCAGAGAACCCUUACCAUCAACUGGAAGGAGAAGGUGGCAUGACUUUUGACCCCAUGUUGGACCAUCUAGGCAUAUGCUGCAUUGAAUGUAGAAGAAGCUACACCCAGUGCCAGAGAAUCUGUGAACCUCUGCUUGGCUACUAUCCCUGGCCAUACAAUUAUCAGGGGUGCCGCUCAGCUUGUAGAGUCAUCAUGCCCUGCAGCUGGUGGGUCGCCCGGAUCCUGGGAGUUGUGUAACUUGAAUGGCAUUGAAAUGACAGAUGGAAAUAACUCCAGAAUAAAAAGAAAAGGCCAAAUUGAAAAGAAGCGGUAUCAGAAAAAAAUAAAUUUGACAUGAUUUUGUUGUAAAUAAAGACCUAAGUUAACAUGUGAUGGUCACAUUCAUUGAAUAGAAUGUGUUCAGUUCUUAGGCAUGAUCUCUGUAUGGAACGUGCAAUAGUCUACAUGGGAAUUUUCCUACACUUUACCCUUUUUUUUUAAAUUUUAUUUCUGGAUUAGCCUUUUCAUGUAGAAACCUGUCCCGCCAUGAGACAUAUUUGCUGACAUGAUUUAGAGAAACGUUCAUUUCUAAAGGUUAACUUGACUGGCUGCCGUGUUUCACAUUUCUGUAGCUUGAUGUAAAUAAAUCUCAAGUGAAUUUGCACCCUGUUGUUAUUGAAACCGAUCCAUUUCAAACAGCGGAAAGCAGUUGAUGCCAGCUUGUUACUUGCUGCUGUUUCCAAUCAGUAAUUUCUCCAUAGAUGGGGGAAGAACGUAUUUGACAGAAACUAUUUAUAUUUUUGACAAUGUAAUGUAUAACACAAGUUUAGCUAAUUUUAUA